GUGGCACUGGGGACGCUUGUAUAAAGCUCGGCUGGGCUGCUCCGUAGUGAUUCCAUUAUCAUCCCCAUCUAACUGGACUGCCAGCGCCGUAUUGUCUCCUAGAGACACUAGCAGUUGAGUACCUUUGGGGAAGCCCACCCCUCGAGUGGCCAUCAUGGGGGACGAUAGCGAGUGGAUGAAGCUUCCCAUCGACCAGAAAUGUGAACACAAGGUGUGGAAAGCCCGUCUGAAUGGAUAUGAGGAGGCUCUGAAGUUGUUUCAGAGGAUAGAAGAUGAGAAGAGUCCAGAGUGGGGGAAGUACCUCGGACUGAUAAAGAAAUUUGUCACAGAUUCUAAUGCUGUGGCUCAGCUUAAAGGCCUGGAGGCUGCCCUGGCCUUCAUUGAGAACGCCCAUGUAGCUGGCAAGACGACAGGUGAGGUGGUGUCGGGUGUGGUGACCAAAGUGUUUAACCAGCCAAAGGCUCGGGCCAAGGAGCUGGGCACAGACAUCUGUCUAAUGUACAUGGAGAUAGAGAAGGCUGAGGUGGUUCAGGAUGAGCUUCUAAAAGGACUUGACAACAAGAACCCCAAGAUAGUGGUGGCCUGCAUUGAGACACUCAGGAAGGCUCUGAGUGAGUUUGGAUCUAAGAUUGUGACAUUGAAGCCAGUAGUGAAAGUUUUACCCAAGCAGUUUGAGUCCAGAGAGAAGGCGGUGAGAGACGAAGCUAAGCUGCUGGCUGUAGAGAUCUACAGAUGGAUCAGAGAUGCUCUGAGACCACCACUGCAGAACAUUAACUCUGUACAGCUGAAGGACCUGGAGGAGGAGUGGGUGAAGCUGCCUUCAUCUCCUGCCAAGCAAACCAGGUUCCUGCGUUCCCAGCAGGACCUGAGGGCAAAGUUUGAACAGCAGCAAGCCCAAGGUGGAGCAGAGUCUGAUGGAGAGGAUGUGCCAGAAACAGCAGCAGCUGUGGAUCCUUAUGAACUGCUGGAGGCUGUGGAGAUUCUGUCCAAAAUGCCCAAAGACUUCUAUGAGAAAAUAGAAGCUAAAAAGUGGCAGGAAAGGAAAGAAGCUCUGGAGGCUAUCGAAGCUCUGACCAAGAACCCCAAACUAGAGAAUGGAGACUAUGGAGACCUUGUCAGAGCACUAAAGAAGGUUGUUGGGAAAGAUGCCAAUGUGAUGCUCGUGUCAUUGGCAGCUAAAUGUCUGGCUGGACUGGCCAGUGGCCUCAGGAAGAAAUUUGGAACAUAUUCUGGACUUGUGGUUCCAACUAUUCUGGAGAAGUUCAAGGAGAAGAAGCCUCAGGUUGUCCAGGCCCUGCAAGAGGCGAUUGAUGCCAUCUUCCUCACUACCACUCUCCAGAACCUCUCGGAGGACAUCCUAGCUGUGAUGGACAAUAAAAACCCCUCCAUUAAGCAGCAGGCCUCUCUGUUUCUAGCUCGUUCCUUCAGACACUGCACACAGGCCACGCUGCCCAAGAGCAUCCUCAAACCCCUCUGUGCUGCUCUCAUUAAGCAAGUGAAUGACUCUGCUCCAGAGGUGCGUGACGCUGCCUUUGAAGCUCUGGGGACGGCCAUGAGAGUGGUGGGAGAGAAAGCUGUGAACCCUUUCUUGACUGACUUGGAUAAACUCAAACUGGAUAAGAUAAAGGAGUGUUCUGAUAAAGUAGAGCUCCCUGGAGGGAGGAAGGGUGCAGGAGGUGGAGGAGGUGGUGGUGGAUUGGCAGACAAGAAGUCUGCAGCUAAAGCUCCUCCCCCUGCUGAAGCUCCACCCAAAUCCUCUGCCCCAUCCAAGAAGACCCAAAGUGCUGCUUCCAGCAAGCCAUCAGGGGGUCCACCUAAGAAAGGCAAACCAACCUCUGGAGGUGGUGGAAAAUCCAAGAAGGCUGCUGACAAUAAAGAAGUCACAGAGACUGAACUGUCCGCUGAGGUGUGUGAGGAGCUGGCAGCAAAUGUACUUCCCGGUUCCUGUCUGCAGCAGUUGGACUCGGCCAACUGGAAGGAGAGACUAGCCAGUAUGGAGGAGUUCCAGAGGGCUGUCGAGACCAUGGAUAAGGGGGUGAUGCCCUGCCAGGCCUUAGUCAGGAUGUUGGCAAAGAAACCAGGCUGGAAGGAAACCAACUUUCAGGUGAUGCAGAUGAAGCUACACAUUGUGGCUCUAAUAGCUCAGAGAGGAACGUUUUCAAAGACAUCGGCCGGCGUGGUUUUGGAUGGCUUGGUGGAUAAGGUCGGAGACAUCAAAUGUGGUGGAAAUGCAAAAGAAGGACUGACGGCUAUUGGACAGGCCUGCUCACUGCCGUGGACUGCAGAACAGGUUGUCUCUAUGGUAUUUGCACAGAAGAAUCCCAAGAACCAGGCAGAGUCUCUCAACUGGCUGGCUAAUGCCAUGAAGGAGUUUGGCUUUGCUGGUAUCAAUGUGAAGGCUUUCAUCAACAAUGUGAAGACGGCUCUGGGAGCGACUAACCCUGCUGUCCGGACAGCAGCCAUCAGCCUGCUGGGAGUCAUGUACCUCUACAUGGGAGCUCCUCUGCGCAUGUUCUUUGAAGAUGAGAAGCCUGCCCUCCUCGCACAGAUCGAUGCUGAAUUUGAAAAGAUGCAAGGCCAGUCUCCACCAGCUCCAGUCAGAUUCACCAAGAAGGCAGCAGCGGAGGAGGAGGGUGAUGUCGGAGAGGAGCAGGAAGAAGAUGGAGGAGGAGGAGGAGGACAGGACAUCAUGGACUUACUACCCAGAACAGAUAUCGGUGACAAGAUCACAUCUGAUCUGGUGUCUAAAAUUGGGGAUAAGAACUGGAAGAUCAGGAAGGAGGGUCUGGAUGAGGCUGCAGCCAUAAUAUCAGACGCCAAGUUCAUCACAGCCAACAUCGGAGAUCUGCCUCUGACCCUGAAAGGUCGACUCAGUGAUUCCAACAAGAUCCUGGUCCAGCAGACCCUGACUAUCCUGCAGCAGCUGGCUACAGCCAUGGGACCUGGACUUAAGCACCAUGUUAAAGCACUGGGAAUCCCCAUCAUCACUGUUCUUGGAGACAGCAAGGCCAAUGUCAGGGCGGCUGCCAUGACCACUCUGCAGGCCUGGGUGGAGCAGACUGGGAUGAAGGAAUGGUUGGAGGGAGAAGACCUGUCAGAAGAGCUGAAGAGAGAGAAUCCCUUCCUGAGACAGGAGGUGCUUGGUUGGUUAUCAGAGAAGCUGCCCACUCUGAGGACAGUACCUGGGGAUCUGUCGUUGUGUGUCCCUCAGCUUUAUGCCUGUCUGGAAGACAGAAAUGGAGAUGUGAGGAAGAAAGCUCAGGAUGCCCUGCCCACCUUCAUGAUGCACCUGGGCUAUGACAAAAUGGCCAAGGCUACUGGGAAACUCAAAUCUGCGUCCAAGGAUCAGGUGAUGGCCAUGUUGGAAAAAGCCAGAACAGUGAUGCCAGCCAAACCUGCUGCUCCUGCCAAAGCUGGAGGGGGAAAAGGCUCUGCAGAGCCGAGCAGAGCUGCUUCAGCCUCAAGGUCUCAGCCAGCUAGCGAGGACUUUGUUGACAGUAAACCUGAAGUGAAGAAGGUCCGAGGAGGAGUGGCUGCUAAGAAGCCUCCCUCCCCUCCCGAGGAACCUGUCCCUCCCCCUUCCUCCAAGGACAAGGACAGUAAUGCUAGUAAAAAGCCCCCCAGCAAAGGCAAGGCUGCUGCUGGCAGCCAACAGGGUGCAGCUGCUAAGAAGCCUCCAGCCAAAGGCAUGAAGGAUGAUGAAGAUAAGUCUGGUCCAAUCUUCACACUCAUCCCCAACGCUAAGGAACAGAGGAUCAAAGAGGAGAAGCAACUGAAGAUUCUGAAAUGGAACUUCAUUACUCCUCGAGAUGAGUAUGUGGAGCAGCUGAAGACUCAGAUGUCCACCUGCUUUGCUAAGUGGCUGCAGGACGAACUUUAUCACCUUGACUUCCAGAGACACGUUAAGGCCAUAGGAGUCAUGAUUGAGAGGUUGGAGAGUGAGAGCGAAGCCACUAUCGGCUGUCUGGACCUGAUUCUGAAGUGGUUCACCCUGCGGUUCUUUGACACCAACACCACAGUCCUGAUGAAGGUGCUGGAAUAUCUAAAGCUGCUGUUUGCCAUGUUGAACAGGGAGAACUACCACCUGACCGAGUACGAGGCCACAUCCUUCGUCCCCUACCUUAUACUCAAGGUUGGAGAGUCAAAGGAUGUGGUUCGCAAAGAUGUGCGGGCCAUACUGACCAUGCUGUGUAAGGUUUACCCAGCAUCCAAGGUCUUUCCUUUCCUUAUGGAUGGAACCAAAUCCAAGAACUCCAAACAAAGAGCUGAAUGUCUGGAGGAGUUGGGUUGUUUGAUAGAGGGCUAUGGGAUGAAUGUAUGCCAGCCGACUCCAGCCAAGUCUCUGAAGGAGAUUGCCGUUCACAUCGGUGACAGAGACACAUCUGUCCGCAAUGCCGCUCUGAACACUGUGGUGGCUGUGUAUAACGUCUGUGGGGAUCAAGUUUACAAACUAAUAGGAAAUCUGUCAGAGAAAGAGAUGAGCAUGCUGGAGGAGAGAAUCAAGCGUUCAGCCAAGAAGACUCCUGCUGCUCCUGCUAAGCAGAGUGCGACAGAGAGGUCCCAGAAAGAGCACCCAACCAACCCCAAUGCCACCUUCCUCCGCAAGCCUGCACAGGAGGACCCCAACAAACUCAAAAUAAUGUAUCGCACGUAUAGGAUCCAAGCCCGUCAGAACACCCAGCACAGUGAGUCCUCCCACCCCUCCAUCCCCAAGGAGUUCCAGUUAGAUUUGGACAUGAUCGAGAUGGACCAGGGCAGAGUGUGUGAGCUUCCGGACCUUGUCCAACACAAGCUGGACGAGCUGCUGGAGCCCAUCAUGAUCCCCGAACCCAAGAUGCAUUCUGUCUCUCCACACUUUGAUGACCUCCACAACAGCACGGCCUCCACCAUCAACUUCGUCAUUUCUCAGGUGGCGAGUGGAGAUAUUAACACCAGCAUACAGGCACUGGCACAGAUUGAUGAGGUGUUGCGGCAGGAGGACAAAGCAGAGGUCAUGUCAGGACACAUUGAUCAGUUCCUCAUUGCCACCUUCAUGCAGCUGAGGCUCAUCUAUAGCACACACAUGGCUGACGACCGGCUGGACAAGAGGGACAUCAUCAAACUGUACAGCUGCAUCAUAGGAAACAUGCUGUCUUUGUUCUCUAUGGAGUCUCUGGCCAGAGAGGCAUCCAUGGGUGUGUUGAAGGACCUGAUGCACGGUCUGAUCACACUGAUGCUGGACAGCAGAGUGGAGGACAUAGAAGAUGGACAGCAGGUCAUCAGAUCUGUCAACCUGCUGGUAAUCAGGGUCCUGGAGAAGUCGGACCAGACCAACAUGAUCAGUGCUCUGUUGGUUUUGCUUCAGGACAGUUUAGUCACAACAGCUGGUCCUCCGAUGUUCUCUGAACUGAUCAUGAAGUGUCUGUGGAGAAUGAUCCGCUUUCUCCCAGAGACCAUCAACACCAUCAACCUGGACCGGAUCUUACUGGAAGUCCACAACUUCAUGAGAGUUUUCCCCAAAGAGAAACUCAAGCAGCUCAAGAGUGAUGUCCCACACAGAACCCUCAAGACUCUGUUACACACACUCUGCAAGCUCACUGGGGCCAAGAUCCUAGACCACCUAUCGAUGAUAGAGAAUCGUAAUGAAUCAGAGUUGGAGGCUCAUCUGAGGCGGGUGGUCAAACACUCUGGAAACCUGUCAGGACUCAAGAGUGACCGAGGCAAUGAGAAGUCUGGUCUGCGUGUGGACGACCGAAUGUCAAAGGCAAAGGUCAGUGACAUUCUGUCUGAAAUCUUCAAGAAGAUUGGCUCCAAGGAGAACACUAAAGAGGUCAGCGCCCUGCAUCCCGAAAAAGGUUUGACAGAGCUGUACGAGUACAAACAGAAGUACUCGGAUGCAGACCUGGAGCCUUUCCUCAAAAACACAUCCCAGUUCUUCCAGAGUUACGUGGAGCGAGGCCUUCGUAUGAUCGAGUCUGAGAGAGAGGGCAAGGCUCGCAUCCAGACCUCAGCAGUGAUCCCUCAGCACGGUGUGGACUCCAGUCUGAGCAGCAACAAUGAGGAGCUGAAACCAGCUGUUUACUAUGAGAGACUCAAGAUCCUGAGACAGAGACAAGGGCUGGAAAACACCAGGGGAGUUGGAAGCAGCGACGACGAGCCUCAGCAGCGACCUGCCAUCUCGUCCCUGCUGUCCUCGAAGCCGUCGGUGGCCUCCUCCACUGACAUGCUCCACAGCAAGCUGUCUCAGCUCAAAGAGUCUAGAGAGAUGUACCAGCAGGAACACAAUGCACAUUCCCACUCCCCGACGCAUGCGCACACUCGCUCAGCCUCGCCAGCGGCCAACCUGGAUGACCUGAAGAAACGUCUGGAGAGGAUAAAGAGCAACCGGCAGUAAGGAGCACCAAACCAACCACGUCACCAUCUCAUCCGCUCAGCCUGUGGAGUCCAGCUGGUUGUAGAAAACACAACAUCCUCCUUUUUAACUCUGUUUAUAUCCUUGUUCUGGUAGAUCGAGGUAGAAAGCACUUGGACACUAAAGCCCCGCCCUCUGUAUUGACAAAUCCGGUAGCAACAGACAAACACACCCUCGAAUUUGAACCUGACUCCACCCACUGUGCCUGUAUGUUGUUAGAAAUCAGACACCCUGAUCUGACUGUAGCUGAGUACAUUCAGAUUGAACUAAGGCUGUGAUUUUUAGCCUCCACAAACAGACUGCAGAAACUAUCCCAGUGUUUUAGGUACAAUUCAAACUCAUUAAAAGAUGUUUUAUCUUCACAUCAAAUCACUUUUGUUUUUAAGUGUUGACCAUCAGAACAGAAGAGACGAAGCUAAGUCCAGAGUCUAGGAGUGAGCUUUGAGUCGGAUGUAGUUCUCAGUCUGUACAGUUUGAUCCUGAAGAACAAACUGUAACACCCACCUAACCCCACCUCACUCCACUCUCCCUCCUGUCCUGUCCCGGCCUUUUCUUUCAGGUUGCCCCCUCCUUCCUCCCUCCUCUCUCCUGUGUACACUUUUCACUGCAUUAUAAUAAUGAAAUAGUGAACUUAACCUCCUUCUGUCUUCUUUAAUAUCAUAACACAAUAUGUUUGUACAUAUUUAAAGGUUGUUAACCACUUAACUGUUAUGAAGCGCUUCUCAUGUGGUCACAGGAAAAUACACGUUGUUUCUUCCUGUUUCACGACGUACCACAUCGCCGCUGCCGCUGCUGCUGCUGCUGCUGUUUGGAUAGAGAAACACUGUUGUAAAGGACUGAAGUCACAUCUGUAGUUGUGUGACCGCCCUCAUGUGGCUGAGCACUGAACGCUUGUACACUGUCAUGGUAUCAGUUUGUACUUCUCAGUGAUUUCAGCCUCUUUUGGAUGGGGGCAUCUAAUGAUUUUGAAUAAUUGCGGAAAGUUUACGUAUCCUAUGUUGGCGUCAGUAAAUGAUGAUUAGACAAACAUCAGGAAGAAAGGUUGAUGUCUCUUUCAAAAUAGCACAUAUUAUAGGACUUGAAGCUCCAGCACUUAGUUUAAUCAAAAAAGUGUCUGAUUUGUCCAUUUCAGACAUUUUUUUUCUGUGUUUAGAGUCAUGAAAUAAGCUCAACAGCAUCAACAUCAACCCCCUCCUCUGUCAUCCUUCUGCCCCUGAUGGUGGCUCUAAAAAGGAAGUUCUUUCUGUUUGGUCGCGGUUAUGUAAGAAACCCUUCCACUUUUAUUCUGAAAAUCUUCUGUUGUGGCCUUUUAGUAAGCGAUUGUCUAAAGUGGUUUUCAGUUUCCCUUUUUUUUUUUUUUUUAAGAGAGAAAAAAUAUUUCUUCCCAGACAAACUGGAAAUAAUCAGCUGUAGUGUUUGGUUGUGAUUUAAAACCUGCAGGCGUUUGGUGGUACACUGAGUUCAGUUCCUGAGCUGCUUCACUCAGGAAGUCCAGACCCAGCAGAGCUGUGUACAGGUGUGUUUCAGUUGCGUGUUGGACUGUGCUGUGGGUUGACAUUUGGCUGUAAAUAGUGUAUGUACUGUCCUCCAUUAACACCCCCCCACCCCACCCCCCAGUUAUUUAACAGCAGAACAGGACUGUAGAGCCAACAUGGCUGUCACUGUAAAGCGCAUCAACCAAACUUGUUGUAUAUGUACGGCUCUUUAUCCAGCUGAAGGAAGUUCACUCUGUGUCUGUAGGCUUAAAGAGCAUGGCAUGAAGGCAGUGAUUGUUUUAAUUUCUCCUGUAAAUAAAGUUUGCAUUAUUAAAACAACUGUUUAAUUAAGUAAUUGUUUUUCUAAAGACGGCGAUGAUGAUGGCCCUGUUAGUCAUCUCUUCUGUAGCUGAAUGUUGAGUAAAGAAACACAAAUAACAUUGUUUUUGUAUUUAAUUCAGAUGUCAGUCUUACAUUGUUGCUCUCCAGCUUUCCUUGUAUAAUCCAUAGUGGAAAAUGGCAAUAAAGUCUUGUUUUUUUUUUUUUUU
Seriola aureovittata is the source of this 8414-nucleotide messenger RNA. It is a transcript of the gene ckap5, whose product is annotated as cytoskeleton associated protein 5. The transcript is spliced from 45 exons. Lineage: Eukaryota; Metazoa; Chordata; Actinopteri; Carangiformes; Carangidae. Gene Ontology annotation, cellular component: spindle pole; kinetochore; centrosome. Gene Ontology annotation, molecular function: microtubule plus end polymerase activity; microtubule plus-end binding. The record is from RefSeq and is a predicted model, not a curated record. Bases 155 to 6373 code for a protein of 2072 amino acids. Gene Ontology annotation, biological process: centrosome duplication; establishment or maintenance of microtubule cytoskeleton polarity; mitotic spindle organization.